CUCUUCUCCUGUCCUGCUCCUGCCUCUGCCUGAACUUCCAGCUCCAGACGAGCAGAGCCGCCCACGAGUCCUCCGCCCCCGCACAUCUCGUCAAGACUCGAGGAGCCAGCCCGGCCACGACCGCCUCGGCCUCGCCCCGCACCGCGAUCCCCAACUCCCGCGCGCCCCGCGCGGCAUGCCGGCCGACCCAACCUCCGGAUAAACCCCCCGCCCUGCCGCUCAUUUUAUGGCGCUCGCGCGCGGGCGCUUGCGCGCGCGCACUGCCCACGCCGUCGCCAGCGCCUGCUUCCUCGUGCUCCUCCUGCUCCUUCUGACCUCCUCCUCACUCUUCGCGCCCAUCGGCCGCAGCCGCGCGGCGGAGCCCGACGAGGGCGGGACAACAGUUCUCGGCGCCGCUCCGUCGUCGUCGUCGUCGUCUUUCUCCUCCUCCUCCUUGUUCGGGAAGGGGCGGGGGAGCAGCUGCGAGGAGCUGCAGUCCAUCAGCGGCGGGGAGGGCCGGUGCGCGUACCUCCGCGCCCACUCGCCCUGCUCCCCGGCCGGGUACGUCGACUACCUCCGCCUCUUCUACUGCGGCUUCGCCGGCGCGCCGGCGGCGGCGGCGUGCGCCGCGCUCGCGCUGUGGCUGGUGGUGCUCUUCUACCUCCUCGGCGACACCGCGUCCGAGUACUUCUGCGCGUCGCUGGAGGGCCUCUCGGCGGCGCUGCGCCUGCCCCCCGCCGUCGCGGGCGUCACGCUGCUGUCGCUGGGGAACGGCGCGCCCGACGUGUUCGCCAGCGUCGUGUCCUUCGCGUCGGGCGACGGCGGCGGGGCCGGGGUCGGGGUCGGGCUCAGCAGCGCGCUCGGCGGAGCGCUGUUCGUGUCCACCGUCGUCGCGGGCGCCGUCGCGCUCGCCGCCGUGGGCGCGCGCGGCGGGGUCGUCGUCGAGUGGCGCGGCUUCGUGCGCGACAUCUGCUUCCUCCUCCUCGCGCUCUGCUACCUGCUGGCGGUUCUCGUCAGCGGGGAGACCACCGUCUGGGUGGCCGCGUCGUUCGUCUCGCUCUACGCCGGAUACGUCGUCCUCGUCUGGACCUCCCACUGCUGCGCCGAGAAGGGCAAGCCGGCCGCCGCCGCCGGCCUCUCCGCGCCGCUCCUCCACGACGACGACGACGACGGCGGCGGCCCGUCGCUGCCGUCCCACUCCUCCAAGACGGAGGGCACGUCCAGGGCUAGAGCGAUGCUGCAUUGCGUCGCGGGCGCGCUCUGCAUGCCGCUGUACCUGCCGCGCCGCCUCACCAUCCCGGACAUCGCCGGGCACCGCUGGUCCCGGCCCUACGCCGUGGCCUCCGCGGCGCUGGCGCCGGUCCUGCUCGCCUUCACGUGGACCUCGCAGCGCCACAAUCCCUUGUCGUCGCACAGCCUCGCGGUGCUCGCGGGCGGCGCGCUCCUGGGCCUCCUUCUCGCGGCGCUGGCCGCGGCCACCACGGACGCCAGGUCCCCUCCGCGCGGGCGGAGGCGGCGCGUGCCGUGGCUCGCCGCGGGGUUCGUGAUGAGCGUGCUGUGGGCGUACACCCUGGCGCGCGAGCUGGUGGCGCUCCUGGUGGCCAUCGGGUACGUGGUCGGGAUCAAGCCGAGCGUGCUGGGCGUGACGGUGCUGGCGUGGGGCGACUCCCUGGGCGACCUGGUGUCGAACGUGGCGAUGGCGGUGCACGGCGGGCCCGGCGGCGCGCAGACCGCCGUGUCCGGGUGCUACGCGGGCCCGCUGUUCAACACGGUGGUGGGUCUGGGCCUGUCGCUGGCGCUGGCGGCGGGCGCGCAGCACCCGGCCCCGUUCGCGGUGCCCGCGGACGCGGCGGCGUACGAGGCGGUCGGGUUCCUGGGCGCCGCGCUGGCGUGGGCGCUGUUCGUGGUGCCCGUCCGCGGGAUGCGGAUCGACCGCGUCUACGGGGUGGGGCUCAUCGCCAUCUACCUCUGCUUCUUCGCCGUGCGCGUCCUCGAGACGCUCGGGCUCUGGAGCUAGGAGCCCUCCGCCCGUGGCUGACACACUUCCUUCCCCCUGCCCGCGUUCGUUUCUUGCUACUGAAUGAUGGUAGAUCUAGAUUGACGGUAAAUGACAGUACGAGAAGGAUGAAAGGUAGAGAUAAUCUUGUAUAUUACUGUAGUAGUACAUAUGGCUAUCCUAUUGAAGAGGUAGCACUACUCCCUCAGGUAGGGGUUGAUUAGUGUCCUGACAGAAUUUGUGUUUUUUUUUCGUCCUCUUGUGUUUUAGAGGAGGUUCUCCUGUCCUAACAAUUGUAGGUUGCUGUCCAUAAGCCCUAGUGUAAGCAGCAUGUUGGUU
This is a messenger RNA of Zea mays, 2314 nucleotides long. RefSeq names its product putative sodium/calcium exchanger family protein. NCBI's taxonomy places the organism in Eukaryota, Viridiplantae, Streptophyta, Magnoliopsida, Poales, Poaceae. The coding region runs from base 227 to 1996 and encodes 589 amino acids. Gene Ontology annotation, cellular component: membrane. Gene Ontology annotation, molecular function: monoatomic cation transmembrane transporter activity. The record is from RefSeq and is marked validated. Gene Ontology annotation, biological process: transmembrane transport; monoatomic cation transport. The transcript has a single exon.